AUGAGCAUCGAAAAUUACACCAUGUACUGCGGCGAUGCUGAUGAAAACAAAGUUAGUGGCUGCGCGAUAGCUGUGAGGAACGACUACAGCAACCUAAUGGAGGAAUUUGGCUCAAAGUCGCCUAGAUGCGCCUUUGUACGACUACGGAAUUGCAGAGGACGUAAACUCUGGAUCGUAAGUGGCCACGCACCUACGGGAUCCGUUGAGGACAACAGGACGUUCUCUACGAUGAAAUUGAAUGCGUUGAUGUCUAGAAUAACCCGCCAGCAGAUGGUUAUUGUCGGAAUCGACGCAAAUGCGAAGAUUGGACUCGAACAACAAUCCGAUGUGCUAAGAAAAUGGUUCUAUCCCACGGAGCAAAUAUCGGAUAACCGUGACCGUCUGGUCGACUUGUGUGAAGAGACGGACCUCUUCAUCGCUUCCACGUUUAAGAGGAAUCAUCAGCGCCAUCGGCUCACGUGGUAG
Necator americanus (New World hookworm) is the source of this 465-nucleotide messenger RNA. RefSeq lists its product as uncharacterized. The record is from RefSeq and is a predicted model, not a curated record. Bases 1 to 465 code for a protein of 154 amino acids. The transcript has a single exon. NCBI's taxonomy places the organism in Eukaryota, Metazoa, Nematoda, Chromadorea, Rhabditida, Ancylostomatidae.